This is a messenger RNA of Exophiala xenobiotica, 1787 nucleotides long. RefSeq lists its product as uncharacterized. The record is from RefSeq and is a predicted model, not a curated record. Gene Ontology annotation, biological process: iron ion transmembrane transport. The transcript has a single exon. NCBI's taxonomy places the organism in Eukaryota, Fungi, Ascomycota, Eurotiomycetes, Chaetothyriales, Herpotrichiellaceae. Bases 165 to 1610 code for a protein of 481 amino acids. Gene Ontology annotation, molecular function: iron ion transmembrane transporter activity. Gene Ontology annotation, cellular component: membrane.
UGCCCUGCCUGUUCGGUGGAACGAGCAUCUUAAGCCAUCACCGGAGCAUAUCACCCAAGUCUUUUAUUGCAAUGCCGCUGACGGACUCGCGAGAUGCUUGACAUUCCACUGUGUUACAAGUCCGCAGAGAUUGGAUUAGGCCUACAGAUCAAGCCCUGACGAACAUGGAUUCCAAGGUUUCGGCACCUUCGCUCUAUGUCUCCCACUUCCUGUCAAUGUGGAAUGCCCGAGGUUUCGAAUUUGGUGCGAUUCUCUUCCUCGCAACGAUAUACCCCGGGACGCUCUUGCCUAUGUCGAUCUAUGCUCUAGUACGUGCUACGGCAGCAAUCGCUCUCUCCCCCAGCAUUGGCAACUUCAUUGACUCGAGCGAACGCUUGUCUUUGAUCAGAGUCUCGAUCCUUGGUCAACGGUUGGGUGUGGCAGCUUCUUGUGCCACUUUUGUCCUGUUGUUCCAACACAAAGAUGCUCUUCCGAGCCAUGUGGUGGUCUUGCUGCUUGUCUUCCUCGUCGUCCUGGCCUGCUUGGAGAAGCUGUGUUCAAUCAUGAAUACCGUUGCUGUGGAAAGAGACUGGGUGGUCGUAAUUGCCCGUGAGGAUGAUUCGGCGCUCCAAGUUCUCAAUUCACAGAUGCGGCGGAUCGACCUAUUUUGCAAGCUUGUGUCUCCAUUAGCGAUCGCGUUGCUACACGGCUGGUCACCUCCCAUCGCCGUCUGGUCGACUCUCUUCACCAAUGUGCUGUCCGUUGGCGUGGAGUAUCUCCUCAUUGCUAGGGUGUUCCACCAGGUGCCAGAGCUGGCCGAGCGCAGACGGUUAUCACAGCUGGAUAACCAAGAUCCAAGGGAUGUCGAGCUGUGCCCAGAUCAGACACAAUCACUUUUACAACCAAUCUUCUUUUCACGAUACCUUGCACCGAUUGGAGAGUCGCUCCGCAUUUAUGUUAGACAGACGGCAUUCUUACCUUCUCUUGCCUUAUCCAUCCUAUACUUGACUGUACUGUCCUUUUCAGGUCAAAUGACAACCUUCCUUUUGGCGACACCCAAACCCAAGAUAACAUCAACAAUGGUGGGAAUACUUAGAACCGUCUCCACAAUCUCAGAAAUCUCAUCGACAUGGCUGGCUCCGAGGAUGAUGUCCAAGAUCGGACCAGUCCGAGCUGGCAUAUGGUUUCUCUCCUGGCAGAUCCUUUGGUUGACUUCCGCUGUUGGUGUUCUGUGGACGGAGACUUCAAAAUACCCCUACUCAGUCAUGUCAAUAUUCAUCAUUGGGGUGAUUUUGUCCCGAUUGGGCCUCUGGUCUUUUGACCUCUGCGCACAACUGCUCAUCCAAGAGUCAAUCAGCCCGCCUCAUCGUGGCUCGUUCUCCUCGGUGGAGAUGUCUUUGCAGAAUUUCUUCGAACUCUGCGCCUUUGCUACAACCAUCGUAUUCUCCAAACCGGAUCAAUUUCGAUACCCGUGCCUGUUCUCACUUGUGGCGGUCUAUUGCUCUGCCGCGCUAUACGCCAAGUUUGUUCGCGACCGUCGUGGACAUCUCCUGCAUUUGCCGUCAUGUCUGAAAUCGGCUCAUGAUCGAAACGGACACGAAUAUCAAUCCUUGUCAAUGGAACUGGAGUAAGAUGUACGCUGCAAGCCCAGACACCUUUAUCACAAUCCGUCUACUAAUGCAGCUAAGACUGGGGAGGAACACUAGGUCAAAGCUGCGUAUCCGGAAGUAAUGCCAAAUGAAUCCCAAGGAGCAUCAGGAAAUUCACUGCUUGGCGUCUGACGAGGUAGAAGCAACCGGAUUUCCGAC